Molecule: messenger RNA, 14727 nt
Organism: Xyrichtys novacula (pearly razorfish)
Lineage: Eukaryota; Metazoa; Chordata; Actinopteri; Labriformes; Labridae
Source: the annotation of a GenBank genome assembly
CUGUGUGAGUGACCCGGAUGUUAACGGACUGGACACGCCGCACCGCCGCCGCUGCUCUGUCGUGUGUCGGUGAGUCGAACCGACAUGCUGCUGCCCCGUUUCUGCUGAAUUCUCUGCAGCUCCGCGAUGAGGUGACGGGAGGGGAGAAACGAUUUGACGGAUUGUUUAUUUUCACUAAGGUGAGGCUUUCAUGUUUAUAUCGACUCUUUUUUACCUCUCGUGGGCAGAUUUUUAACGGCUAACGAUGAUUUUCACAGCGAUGAUGUGAUUGAGCGAAACAUCGUCCGAGCCGCGACAAAAAUGAACAAAAAAACCUCCGAACUGCCUUUACUUCAUCUCUGAUAGUAUAAAUCACCACACUUGAAAGCUUCCCGGUGAUGACUGCGGUUUUAUGCGGGGUUUCGGUGUCAGGAUGGCCCUGGAAGUAGCCGGCUAAAGCUAGUUGGAGUUAGCGGCAGUCAGCUCCUCUGAAUGUGGGUGAAGUUGUUAGCCUGUUAGCACCGCAGUGACAACUUUCUGAGGAGUGGCCCAGCCCUGCUGAUCGUCCCCCCACACCAAACCGAUCACCAACAGAUCUCUUAUCAUCACAUUUAUCCUCUAAUGUGUUUAUUAUGUGUUUUUUCAGCGUGUUGAUGGUGUUAUAAACAGAUCAGGGUGACUGGGAGUGUUGACGCUGUGUUGCAUCAUGUCCACAAUACUGAUGACUGAGCUGUCACUCUGUGUUGUUCAUCCUCUUCAGCCCAUAUCAAUACAGAAUCACUCUUAGCAUUAGCUGUCAGCCUGGACUAGUCACAUCUGAGGUAUUUGAGGCAUCCAUCAACACAGACCUGAGCUGAUUCUCACACACACCUGGAUCAGCUUUGUCAUGAUCAGCAGCCUGCCAUGUGAUCAUUGACUAUCUGUAAGUAGGGCUGGGCGAUAUGAGAAAAGUUUAUCACGAUAUAUCUUUUUCAUAUCAGUCGAUAUUAAAGGGAUAUUCAGGCGUAAAAUUAAUUUAGAGUCAAAUACACCGUAACACAGAGUUAGACACCCCGUCGAGAGAUGAAUGCUGCUGACCGCUUGCUUUCCUAGCGCUCAACCAAAACGCCACUCUAUAGCCACAAAUAAUGUACAUAUAGGGUCCUAGCCAUAGUAACAUCUUUUCAGCUCUGCCUAAUUUCUUUAGCAAAGAGACUAAAUACAACUCACCUACUCUCUUCCAGCUGCCGCUUGUUUGUAUGGAGACCUCCGGGCGAGUCCAUCGACUGCGGUGGGGUGCUGCAGCUCAAGGAAGAACAUUUAUGAUUAUUACUUUAUCAUUUCCUUGAAGUAAUAAUCACCAUAUUAAUCAUUUUGCACUGCAGACGCGGUAGUUCUUCUGCCUUAGCCUCUCGGUCUGAUUGCAUUUCUGUGAAGAAAUUAUCAGAAAUGUUCUUCCUUGAGCUGUGGCACCCCACCGCAGUCGAUGGACUCGUUUUGGUUGAGCGCGUAACUCUCUGUAUUGCUAUGCUGCGGUUGCUACUAAAGUUGGUAUAACUAGAGAAGCAAGCAGUCGGCAACAAUCUCUCAAGGGGGUGUCGUGUGCUUGACCCUAAAUUAAUUUUACGUUGGAGUAUCCCUGUAAUAUAUAUUACGAUAUAAGAAAUGAAAUUUAACCCUGCUUAUUGGUAGCAUGUCUUUUUUGUCUGUCUAUCAUGUCAAGAUAAUCCUUUAUUAGAUCAUGAUCAGGGAAAAAUCCUGCUCAGUCUAUGACAGCAGACCUGAGUGAUCAGAUUUAGAUGAUCAAUAAGAUAAAAAACUAGGCUGAUCUGAUAAAAUCGUGCACAUCUAUCACAGCCACGUUAGCAGCCUGCCAUGUUUUCACACACACAAACACAGUAGAUUCACGCAGGUAAACAUGUUGUCUCUUAUUUUCAGUUUUGAAACCUUUUUCACAAACUGAGUAAAAACUCAACUACAGUCCCCUUCAGGGGGGAAGGAGAGAAAUGUGAAAAAUGUGUCCGUGUUGAGCAACUUUGAGAAAGUAUCAGAAUCACAAAUGUAUUUCUGCAUGAACUAUUCUUUUUUUUUUUUAGUUAUGUUUUUGGGCAUUUUUGCUUUUUAUAAGAGAGACAGGAAAUGUGGCGAGUAGAGAGCGGGAGAAGACUUGCAGCGAAUGGUUGUGGCCAGGAAAUGAACCAGCCGCCGCUGCCACUAGGACUAUACAGCCUCUGUGCAUAGGGAACAUAGACUGGUAGGGCAUCAGUGCCCCUGCAUGAACUAUAUUGUGUCAGUCAAUCAGCCUUUAUAAAAGACUCAGUAUGAGACGUAACAAGAACAAGAGCUGACAAAACUGGGGAAACACUAGAGGCGAUUCUAGAAGACUCAGAUCUUGUUUUAUGUCUUUUUCCGAUACAAAUAGGUUGUCACAGCAAGAGUAACGGGGUCAGUGCGACUACAGGAAAGACUUGAUAAUGAAAAUCAAAGAAUUUAUACGUUGGUAUCAGUAAUAAUAAGUAAUAAAUAAGUUUGAAAAUAUUAGUGCAUCAGAUAAUUUUCUGUCUAAAUGGAUUUUUGGAGCCCUCUCUGACUUGGAUAAAACAAAAGUCUCUCUCUCAUGCGGCUGAUUUGGUGUUUUCAUGAUUGCUAUCACAGCGGUGAUGCUGGAAUUGAACACCCCUGGUUUAUUUCACCUCCUCAGAUGAGAUUAAUCUGCCCGCGGCCUGCAGCAGAAAGGAGUGAACCUGCCUUGGAAGAAAGCUAACCCACGAAUGGCCUGCCAGUCUGUCGCUGCAGUCAUGGACGAGCAGGCCCUGCUGGGGCUCAACCCGAACGCCGAUGCCCGCUACAGGCAGAGGGUAACACAUACAGCCAUUAUAAUCACAGCACACUCAGUUAAAGCUGUUAAUUUUUAUAUACUUUUGAAAACCAUGUGCUUGAGAUGAUACAGUCACAGCUGUUGGUGUUUAAGAGCAUCUUAGCUUGUGGAAAGAGGGAUUUACUGUCAUAUUGCAAACAGAAACUGCAGAGAAUGAAAGUGAGAAAGCAGCAGUGGUCGAGUCACAUAGAGAGACAGUGAAGAGAGCGAGAGCUGCUGAUGAAAUCAAAGCAGAGAAACAAAAGAAAAAGACGUAAUUAUCAGACAGAUUCACUUGAGUUAGGGCUCCUAAGAACUGACGGCUACUGUUGUAUUUUUAAACAGUCGUUAUGGCUAAUUUAAGUGUGAUUUGUAAUGUAUAGGUGUAAUAACCUGUGGUAUUUCUGCGUGUGUGUGUGUGUGUGUGUGUGUGAUGUAGGCUAUGGCAUAUUUUGAGCAACUGAAGGAGUCUCAAGAUGCCUGGGAGGUUUGUGCUGAGGCGCUCGCUAAAGGGAUUUACAAGUGAGUCUCGCACACUUCCAGCUUUACAGACGUUUAGAGUGAUUUCAUUUUUGAUUUCUCUUCAGUUUGCUUUAGACGUUCAGUCUCUGUUUUCUGUUUCAGUGACGACCACGUGAAGUUCUUCUGCUUCCAAGUUUUGGAGCAUCAGAUAAAGUUCAGGUGAGGAGGAGGAGGAUCUGAUUUGAUAUGUCUGAUGUUUUUACUAUGUGUUGAUCUCACCCUGCGUGUGUCUGUGUGUGUGCAGACAUGCCGGUCUAAGCGGGGUUCAACAGCAGCUCAUCAGAGAGACGCUGAUGAAGUGGCUCCAGUCUCAGGUAAAAAAACGAGGAUGAUACGAUGUGGGUUUAAGGUGCUUCAGUUUAACAAACCGCUGACGGGUUUUUUCACCCUCCUCCUCGUCUGCAGCUGAUGAACGCUCACCCUGAGAAGCCCUUCAUCAGGAACAAAGCGGCUCAGGUGUUCGCCCUCACCUUCGUCAUGGAGUACCUGACUCUGUGGCCCAAGUUCUUCUUCGACAUCCUGUCUCUGGUGGGUCUAAACCCGCACGGCGUCGACAUCUACCUGAGGACACUAAUGGCCAUCGAUGCCGAGGUGGUGGACAGGGACAUCCUGCACUCGCCUGAGGUCAGACAAGCUCCUCCCACUUAUUUUUUUAAUAAAUUUGAGGGAUAAUCUGGUUGAUCGUGUUCGUUUCUUUCCACCAGGAGACUCGUAGAAACACUCUCAUCAAAGACGGCAUGCGGGAACAGUGCAUCCCUCACUUGGUGGAGUCCUGGUUUCAGAUCCUGCAGACGUACCAGCAGUCCCACCCGGAGCUCACCUGUCAGUGUCUGGAGGUGGUGGGGGCUUACGUGAGCUGGAUCGACCUAAACCUCAUCGCCAACGACAGGUAAGUCACCACACACCUGAGCCCUGAAGAUCUCUGACUUAGCUGGAGCCCAAAUCUGCAUAGAUAAAGUUUGGAGUGAAGAAAGUUGGUUAAAGGAAGUUGUGCAACAAGUUUAAUGAGAAGUUGUGCAACAGCGCUGCAUGAAGGAAGCUCCUAAAACAAAUCAAGUCUUUGACAAUCAUCUCUGCAGGCUGUGUGAGAGAAGAACCAGCAGGAAGGAACAAAAGCUCUUUAAGAGUUUCCAGUUUUACCCUCACAGUGUGACUCGCUCACACUCGCUGAUUUUCUGGUAUUUCUGUCGUUUUUGUUUUCAGGUUUGUGAACCUGCUGCUCAGUCAGAUGUCGAUGGAGGAGCUCAGAGAGGAGGCCUGCGACUGCCUGUUUGAAAUAGUCAAUAAAGGAAUGGACCCCAUCGACAAAACGAAGCUGGUGGAGUCUCUGUGCCAAGUCCUGCAGUCUGCCGGGUUCUUCAACGUGGAGCAGGUUCGAGUUCUCCCUCACAGCUCCAUUAAGGCUUUUAGUAUCUUAUCAGGCAUAAAGGAGACCUCUAGCUUAGCAUGAGUGGCAGCUCUUAAAACUCCUCAUUCGAACCUCGAUGUAACACUCCUGUAGGAGCCGUAAUGUUGCGUUGCUUAUCGGUUAUCCUGUGUGGGCACUGUGUUUGAAAUCCGGUAAGUUAUCUAAGGGGCGGUCUCACCUGCACUGGGGGGGAGAGGUGAGCCUAGGCAGCCGUAAUUUUUGUUGACCGCACUUUAUGUUCUUUCUUUGCUAUGAUACACGUCGCAAAGUGUACACAUAUUCUAUCCGAUGUGCGCGUGUAAAUCAACCUCAGGAUCUGGGGGCCCUUCUCAAAAUGGCCCUCAGGAUUCCAGAGGCGUGUCCCAGACAGGGUUCAGGUUUUAAUGGGUUAAUUGUGGGUUACAUAGACCUCAAAUAUCUAGAAAGUUCUGUAUUCUUCUCCUACAGCCUGCUGUCAUACACAAAGUCAGUGGAUUAUUGAGGGUUUGUUUGUCCGGUUGUUGGUUUUUGUAGGUCAGGUCAUAUCUGAGAUAAGAGCUCCGUGUUUACUUUACAGCCACAUGUUUAUACUCGCACACAAAGAGGUCAGAGGUCACCUGCUCUUCCUGCUCCAUCUCUUCCUGGUUGUCAGAGUGUUUUCAUGUCCCUCUUCUCUUCCUGUCCCCUCAGGAGGAGGACGUGGACUUCCUGGCCAAGUUCUCCCGGUUGGUGAACGGGAUGGGUCAGAGUCUGGUGCUGAGCUGGACCAAACUCUCCAGAUCCGGGAACCCGAAGGACACGGCGGAGACGCUGCAGGCCAUCGAGGCCAAAGUGCCGCUGCUGCUGCAGCUGCUGGUCCACGAGGACGACGACAUCUCCGCAAACAUCGUCGGCUUCUGCUACGAAUACCUGCACGUGCUCAAACAGGUGAGUGAGGACGAGCCGCCUGGACCAAUCAGAAUCCAGAAUCGGGGGAAAUGAAAACAAGUGAUAGUUAAACUUUUUUUGUUUUUGCAGCUUCCCCAGCUGACCGACCAACAAAAAGCCAACAUCGAGGUGAGUGAAAGACAGUUCGCUGUAAAAUCUCUGAUUAUGGAUUUUGGAUUAGAGGUUUAACUCAAUCUUUUUCUCUCUGAAGGCGAUCAUGCUCGCUGUGAUGAAGAAACUGACGUAUGACGACGAGUACAACUUUGAAAACGAGGUGGGUUCCAAUUCAAUCCACUUUAUUUAUCCGAUUAAUAAUCUUCUUUCUCUUGAUUGGGCUGUGGAGGCCUUUGACUUUGUAACUUAUUACCCGAAGAGAUCCCAUAAGUCAAAUGCAGGGUCAGAUAUAAUGGGAAGAAAGAGUGAAAUAAUAUAAAAUGUACAAAUAGAGAAGUUGUGGGAAAUAAAAUCAAAUAAAUACUAAAGUGGGCGUGUGUAUAUAUAAAGACUGGAAGCUACGUGGGAAAAUACCUGAGAGUUACCAAGUUAAGAGGAGGAUAAGUUUUGUUGCAUUUCAACUUUAGCAAAUGAUUCUUAUCCUGAAAGAGUGAAUGGAUGGGAAAGUUCACUGUUGCUCUUCUUAGAUCCCUGAGGAACAAGGAAAUCAUCAAUAACAGAGCUGAACAUAGAACAAUCCACUGUAUUUAUACAGCACAGUUAAAAAAUAUUCAAGUUUACCAAAGUGCUGCAGAGUCAAAUUUAAAAGAACAAACACGACAGAAAACAUCAAGAGGAAAUAAAUAAAAGCAGGUAGAAAACAUUUAAAAUGAAAUGAAAUAAAAACUCAAAAGAAAUCAAAGUGAUUGUAGUGACUGCUUUCCUUCAAUAAAAAAGGCCGCCAGGGUUUAGGUUCCCCUAGCAUCUGUGACUCGCUUGAAUUGUCAGUCCGAUUUGAGUGUUAGAAAAAUAAAUUUAUUGUUCAGAAAACGGAAAGAAAACACGCUGCUCCGGGUCCAAUACUUGCCUUCAACUGGAAAGGUGAUAUGAUGAAAUGAGGUUAAAACAGGAUGAGUGAAUGAUCAUGUUUUCGUUUACCUGUUAAAAGACGAGCAGCAGCAUUUUGGACUAACUGUAGGCGUGUGAGGGAAGCCUGAUUAACACCAACGUAAAGAGCGUUAAAUAAAAGCAUGAAUUACUCGCUCAAAAUCAUUAAAAGAUAAAACCCAUUUAAUCUUGGAUAAAAGCCUCAGAUGAGUUGAUUUCUGCUGUGAGAACAUGACGGACACAGAUCUUCACUCCCGUCCUUCAGGGUGAAGAUGAGGCCAUGUUUGUGGAGUACAGGAAGCAGCUGAAGAUGCUGCUGGAUCGUCUGGCUCAGGUUUCUCCUGAGCUGCUGCUGGAGGCUGUGCGGCGAGUUUUCACCAACACCAUGCAGUAAGAGUCGAAUUUUCUUCAGCUGAAAUAUUGAAGAGAUACAAACAGGAUGAUCUAGAAGCUCAUCCUGUGUCCGAUCUGUUUUCAGGAACUGGCAGACGGCUCAGUUCAUGGAGGUGGAGGUGGCCAUCAGGCUGCUCUACAUGCUGGGCGAAGCUCUGCCGGCGUCUCACGGCGCUCAUUUCUCCGGAGACACGGCCAAGACCAGCGCGCUGCAAGAUAUGAUGAGGACGGUCAGUCACAUGACUCUGGUGAUAACACAUGCUUUGUUUUAGUUCAACACUUCAACAAAAUCAAUCAAGGAGACGUGUUUUUAUCAUCUGAUUCUGCAGCUGGUGACGUGCGGCGUGAGCGGCUACCAGCACAGCUCGGUGUCUCUGGAGUUUUUUGAAACGGUCGUCCGAUACGAUAAAUUCUUCCUCGUGGAGCCGCAGCACAUCCCCAAUGUCCUGGUGAGUCCGAUUAGUCACUUUGACUGUGUGACGAGGUGGAGGAGAGUGAACAUGUCUAAUCAGUCUGUGUUGCGUUCGCUGUCAGAUGGCGUUUCUGGACCAAAGAGGACUGAGACACAACAGCCCAAAGGUUCGCAGCAGAGUGGCCUACCUCUUCUCCAGAUUCGUCAAAACUUUGCAGUGAGUCUGACUUCAGUUUGUUUCUAAACUUUGGACAAAGAGGCAAAAGAUCUCAUGAAAACAGAAUAACUUAAUACUCUAGAAUAAAGAUCUCAGCAUGAAGCUCCUCCUGCUCUCCUGAUUAAACCUGGUGACCAUGAUAGCACCAUUUUUUUUGCUGCAGAAUACUUUAAUGAAAAUGAAAUAUUUCUAUCAAGUUGAUUAUUUAUCUUGAUAAGUUCCUGACCAGAAAGGGGGAAAAAAAACCUUGAUCCAUAGACGUGAAGGUGUAAAUUUGAAUAAGAAGGAUUGCGACCUUAUUCUUGAAUUAUUGCGAAGAAUUAAAGACUGAUCCGUCUGUUUUUUUAGUAAACACAUGAACGCCUUCAUCGAGGACAUCCUGACCAGGAUCCAGGACCUGCUGGAGCUCGCUCCUCCGGUGAGUCUCCUCAUCAGAUCAGUAACAUUGUAAAUGAAUCUAAAACUAUCAGUCCUGACCAUCCACGUGUCUUAUCAUUUAGGAGAACGGUUUCCCGGCGCUGCUGACCAGCGAUGACCAGCUUUUCAUGUUUGAGACGGCCGGCGUGCUGAUCGUGAACGGGGAGAGUCCCGUGGAGAGGAAGCAGGCGCUGAUGAGGAGUCUGCUGCUUCCUCUCAUGGACGCAUUCCGCCUGCUGCUCGCCAAACUGCCACAGGAAACCGAGGAGGAGAGGCAGACGGUGCUCGCAGACUGUUUGAGCCACGCCGUCGGGUUCGCCAGGUCAGGACUGAAUUAACUUUGAUAACUACUGCUGACGGUUUUUAUCCCUCAUAGCUAAACUCUUCGUCUUCCUCUCCCUCCUUCACAGUCGGACCAGUAAAGCGUUCAGCAACAAGCAAACGGUGAAGCAGUGCGGCUGCACCGAGGUCUACAGAGACUGUCUGCAGACCUUCCUGCCCGCGCUGAGCUGCCCUGUCCAGCGGGGGGUGCUGCGGAGCUCGGUCCGCUCCUUCCUGCACAGGAUGAUCAUCUGCCUGGAGGAGGAGGUGCUGCCCUUCGUCCCUGCCGCCUCUGAGCACAUGCUGAAGGACUGCGAGGCCAAAGAUCUGCAGGAGUUCAUCCCGCUCAUCAGCCAGAUCACCGCCAAGUUCAAGGUACGCUGGGAGAAAAUGGAGACCAACAGGAAGUGUGACUCAAACCGAAGGUAGAAGGACUAAAGAUCGUUAACGGGUUUGUUUACUUCACAGCGGCAGGUGUCGCCCUUCCUGCAGCAGGUCUUCAUGCCGCUCGUCCUCGCCAUCUUCGAGGUGCUUGGCCGGCCGGCGGAGGAGAACGACCAGGCGGCUGCUCUGGAGAAACAGAUGCUGAGGAGGAGCUACUUCACCUUCAUCCAAACCAUCACAGGGAGCGGCAUGAACGAGGUGAUGGCCAAUCAGGGUGAGUCUGAAACAUCCGACAGAAACCAGAAGCAGAAAGUGAUUCAACUUCAGAGUUAGUUUGUUGUUUUUCCUCCUCACUCAGAUGAAGUUUUUAUUUUCAGGGGUUGAAAACAUCGAGCGAGUCCUCUUCACCAUCAUCCAGGGAGCCGUGGACUUCCCCGACCCGGUCGCUCAGAAGACCUGCUUCAUCAUCCUCUCCAAGCUGGUGGAGCUGUGGGGUGAGGAGGAGGAACUCCCAGAAACCAUCAAACAGACUGAUUUCACUCCGUCUGUGUUUUUAAAUCUGAUUUUUUCUUUCACUGUCAGGAGGUAAAGACGGCAUGGUGGGAUUCCCCGACUUCAUCUACAAACACAUCGUCCCUGCAUGUUUCCUGGCUCCUCUCAAACCGACCUUUGACCUCUCAGACGCUCAGACAGUCCUGGUAAGAUUCUCUCCGCUGAACAAAAGCAACAUUUUAAUGAUGAUUCACCAACGGCGUCAAAUAAUAACGAAAAACCGUCUUUGUUUGCAGACGCUGUCAGAGUGCGCCGUCACUCUGAAAACGAUUCAUCUCAAAAGGGUAAAAAACCUCUCACAUGUUUCCUUUUACCUGGUCGUGUCCUGCUAGAGGAGUGGGAUUUAAUCUUUGCGUCAUGUUUCUCAUUAGGGGCCGGAGUUUAUCCAGUAUCUGCAGCAGGAAUAUUUACCUUCACUACAGGUGUCGCCUGAAAUCUCACAGGUGAGACGGUCCUGGAAAACCUCCUGAAUAAAAACAGAAAAAGUGCAAAGCUGUUAAGAGUAAAUGUGUCUAACUUUGUUAAUCUGGUGUUUCAGGAGCUUUGUCAAGUCCUCCAGCAGCCGGAUAUGAAAGUCCUGAAAAACUACAUAAAGGUAGGAGUGAUUUGAUUGGCUGAUGAGUCUGUUUCUGACCUUGUUUUCCUGUGUCGCUGAUCAAAAGACUUACAUCACAACUGUUAAUACCACUUGUUGAUCAUGCUGAUAGAGUUUACCGUAACACUUCUGACUCUCAUCUCAAACCUCUGACUGUAUUAUUUAACUCCUCAUGUAGAUUUGUUUUGAGAUGUCCUUUUAGAACACAUCACUGCUUUAUGUUUGACUCCCUGAAGUGGUUACAACCCAAAUCAAGACAGUAAUUUCAUUGGCUUAAUUUUCUUUUUAAAUGUGUUUAUUAGGGCCCGACCGAUAUGGAUUCUUCGGGGCCGAUACCGAUUAUUAGGGGGGGAAAAUCCGAUUACCAAUUAAUCGGCCGAUUUUUUUAAAUUAGUUAUAAAAUAGUUAUAAAAAUAUAUAUAUAUUGUAGAUAUCUACAGUAUACCAUACACUGUAGAUAUACUGUAGACUGAUCAAAGUCGGACCAGAAAAGCGUUUUCAGCUGCGUCAUCAUUAUCUCUGAAAAUAUCAGCGAAAAUCUGCGAGUUUUGUCCGAUUACCGAUUAGUCUCAAAUGGGCUAAAAUUGGCUGAUUUAAUCCGCUCGCCGAUAAAUGGUCGGGCCCUAGUGUUUAUCUCCAUUGGCCUUCAUAUUUAAAAGAAGUAAUUCCAUACAACUCCCCAUGCUCUCUUAGACACAUGAACGACCCAUUUUUCUUUGUUCCUAGAAUCUCUAAAGAAGUUUGCAAAAGAUUAUAUCAGCAUAAAGCCCCAUCAGAUUGGAGGAACCUGCCUAUUACUUCUUUUUAUCACUUUAGAAUUGCACUAUACUCCCAUCUCAAAACAAAUUGCUCAUGUUUCUGAUUUAUUUUCUCCACUGUUUUGCAUUUAUAUUCACAUUAUCUAUCCUUGUUAAUAAGUUUUGUCUAUUUUGUAUGUUGGGCGUAUGUUGGUUGGGGUUGUGUGUGGGGGUCGGGUGAGCAAGAUGUCUGUAUUUGUUAUAUGUUAUGUCUGUUAAUGUAUUGUAACGUGUCCUGAGUUCUCUGUACGUUUGUUUAAGGACCCCCUUGAAAAUGAGAUGCUGCAUCUCAGGGGGCUAUCCUUUAAUGAAUUCAAAUUUAAACCAUCUGAUCGUCCUCCUCUCCGUCCUGCAGGCGUUCUUUCAGCGAGCGAAGCUGUAGGAGUUAAAACUGGAAGUUCACUUUGGACUGAACGGACUCUUCAGAGAGUGGUCGUACUUUCACCACUAACCACAUCAAACAAAAAAAAGGAAACUUAGCAUAGAAGCUGCUUUUGCACUUAAGAAGUGAAUGCAUCACAAAGCGCCGUCUGUGUGAGCCCAGUCGUGGACAGGAGCUCGGUGGACCCUCCGGACGCCGAUGAGACGAGCUGUCCACGAGGACUCGAGAUGUAACGGAGCUCGGAAAUGUGGAGAACUUUCUGGAAACUAAGAAUAAAAACAGCUGUUUGGGAGAAAAGAAAAAACGACCUGUCUGGAAAACGUUUGGUAAAUAUCCUCAAACCAUGUGACCCAUGUGACGAUAGCUUUAUUCUAGUCUUUACGGUAGAAACCACGUUUCAAAACAAACUAGUUUGAGUUUUCUGGAUGUUGCUGCUGCCACGGGAUGGACAAAAAGAAGAGAAAGGGCUGACUGUGUUAUUUUUAUUGAAAUGUGGCAUUGAUUUCUUUUUUUUUUUUAAGUGCUGAUUUGACGGAUGGACGGUUUUAAGUUUGAAGUGAGAUGUGUUUAAGUGCUUACAGCCCAAAUUAACAUAAACCUCUACAAACUUGAAUUCUCGGUUUAACAGCAAAUAUCUGAAUCAUCUCGACCGCUCUGUUCCUGAUAAGGAGGUAGAUUCUCAAGCUUCGGUUCAUCGGCCCAUAAAAAUGUUACAAAAAAUGAGACAAAAGUCUGUGAAAUAUUUUUUUUUUCCUGGAAAUUUGAAGAAUAUUUUGGGCUGUUUUGAUUUUCAGAUGGAGUAAAUGAAAUAAAACGGAGGAACAAAGUGUAAAUAAGAGAAUAAGAUGUUAAAAUUGUAAAUAAAGUUCCUAGCGUUAGUUUUUUUUUAUCUUUAUUCUCGCCUGGAACCAUCAUACAGAAGCCCAUUAGUGCCAGAAAAUGAAAAAAAAAUUAAAGUAAGAAGUUAUUUAAAAAAAUUAAAGGAUGUGCCAAAAUUUGAGGGAAAAAAAAGUAUUUUAAAAGAUUUUGACACAGAAUAAGGUGGAAAUCCUGCUUGACCUUUUUUUGAAACAAUUAAAAUAGUGGCUGAAAAAAGUUUUACUUAACUUUAUUCAACGCCCCAAUUUUUCUCAUUAGUUUCAAACUGUCACAAAUUAAAAAUUGAAAAAUAAUUUAGAUUUUCUGAAUUUGUUUUCAGUCCUGAGUUUAAUGUAAUUCUCAUAUUAUUAAUUUUGAUUUGGUUUAAGUUUUAAUAAGUUUUCAUCUAGUGUAUGGAUCAUAAUUUUGAAUUUUUGGCGUUUUGUUUUUAAAUAAGUAAUGAAAUAUUAUUUCAAAACACUCAAAUAUGAUUUGCAGUAAAUUAGUUUUACCUUUUAUUUUGCCCAAAUGAACUGGUUUUGGAUUUUUUCACUUUUAUAUAAAAAUUCAUAAUUAUUCCUUAUAAAAUUUUCUCUGAGUAUUUUUACUUAUUUCAGUUAUUGUUUGUUUUUACAUUUUAAAUCAAAUUAUUUCAAAUAUUUCAGUUUCAUGACUUCUGAGGAGUAACUUUUUUUUUUUUUUUUGGAAACCCUGAAAUUUCAGUCAUAACUGACUGUUUAGAUAUCCUGAAUAUUUUUCACAUAUUUCUGACCUGAUUGGUACUUUCUGAAUUUCAACACGUUAGCGUUUACAGAAGUUAAAAAUUUGAAUUCUCAAAAAGCAAUUAAAGGAAAUGAUUUGAAAUUUUGAGAGAACCUCCCAGUUAUGACUUAAAUGUUAGUAAUAUUUUUCCUUUAGAUUUGGGUUAUUUUGUCAUUCCUAACAUUUAAUAUGUUUUUUCAUAUUUGGCAUCAAUGGGCUUCCGUAUAUUCACAUUAACUCAUUGUAGGAAUCACUUGUGUACAGGUGGUGUAAAAACAAGAAUCUGCUAGUGUACAGAAGCGACUCUGUGAGUUUUAAAUAUCGAAGCAUUCGCGACAAUUCAGGAUGAUCGACAUGUUGAUUAAAUAACGAGAAAUACUGUGAGGGAGUGAUCGAAGUAACGUACCCAAUCAGUGACGAUGAGGACGAGAUGUGACUGUACAAACUGAUACUGAAAACCACAUAUCCAUCUUUAUCUGUUCACUCUGUACAGAGGUUUAGAUAUCACGAAUCCCCCUCACACCCACACACACAGGCUGUUGUGUUUGACUGUUCGUCAGAAUCACCUGCUCCCUGCCCCGUCACUCGCUGUUUGAAUCAGUUUUUAAUUUUCUCUCCACUUUCAUGUAUUCAUCUUUUCAUUUGGCGUCAAACUUCCUCAAAAACCUUUGCCUUUGAACCCUCUGGAGAAAGUGCCUGAAAGUGUGAAAUCGAAUCAAAACCUUCAUAAAGGCAUAAAAAUGAAUUAAAGUCUUAUUGUUAUUGUAAAACUGUAUUUUUCUAUUUGAGAACAAAUCCCCCAAAAAGCAAAAACCUUAAUCGUGUCCAAGUCUGUUGUUUCUAGUUGCUGUAAAUCUGAAAUGAAUAAAUAAGACCAUGAACAUACCAAGUUACAGUAUCACUGUUUUAUGUCCCCAAACAGCUGAGCGCUGUUUUUUCUGCAAGUGUUAGGAACUAUUUUCAGCGGCGGAUGAGUACACAGUAGGAGUCAUACUGUACAUUUUAAAAAGAUUUGUUCUUGCACCUAAAUGUGGGAUUUGUCCACAAGAAGAAAAUCAAUGACAACACUCUUUAAAGCUCCUGUGAGGAACUUUUAGUUUGUGUCUAUUCUGGCGCCCCCUGUGGACAAAAGGGUGCAUCUGAUUUGUUCUCUGAUUUUGUCCUGCACAUGUGAAAGUCAUAUUUUCUCUUUUUUUUUCCCAGAUAAAAGUAUGUAUCAAGUACAGUAGCCCAGAAGGUUAUUUUAUCAAUACAAGAAAAAUCAAUUGACCACCAAAAAUAUUUGAUAAAAAGUAAAAAUUAAUUACUGCGUGAAAAAAAAUUAGUCAAACAUGCUCUGUAGUUGUUUGGAAAUCUACCCUGCCACUAAUUUUAGACAGUGAAAAUAACUUGAACAGUUUCAUCUUUCUGCGAAUGAUCCAAUUUGGGUUUACAGCUCAUGGAGAGACGUCAGUGUUGAUUAUAGUUUAUUUUCUAAUUCGUUAAAAAUUCAUCACAGGAGCUUUAAUUUUAAGUAUCAUUGAACACUUCGUUAAAAUUCACGACACUUGCAUGAAAUUAGUCUAUAUGCACCUGGAUGUUGAUGAAAGUGCGUCUGCCCGUGGACACGCUCAAUGUCACCUGUCUUUAACCCUCUGAAUCCUUCGACGUACCUCUGUGGUGUCUGUCAGACAAUAGUCCGCUGACCUCCUCUGAUUUAAUGCAAACAUCAGUAAACCCUUCAAACUUCACGACCACUGAAAAACCAGCCUGUCCGGAGUCUCAUUUCUGUAAUUUAAGGUCUGAUUUCAUUUGUUUAUUCUUUCAAACGUGACGUCUGUUCAUAUCUGAGAAAAUCUACCAAAUAAUUGUUCAUUCAAGGUGAAAUGUGUUGAUUUUUUCUUUUUGAUAUGGAGAUGAAUGUUCUGUUAGAACCAAUAAAGUGUUUACUAAUCAUCAGAAAUCA